AUGGAGGGAGAGGUGGCGUCGCUGCGCUGGAAAGAGUGGCUUUCUUCGCUUCACACGCUCGCGUUAAAGUGGCGCGAGGUCCACCUAAACUCACUCCAGGACGAUGCACCGUACGAUCGCACGCUUGCCAACCAUGAGGGGCUAAAGGCGGGCCGCGAGAAGGUGCGCAGCAUGACGAAGACAUUUGCACAACUCGACAAUGACAAGAAGCUUAACGAGUUUAGCACCCUCCUCAAGGAGUACCAGGGUUACAUUGAUCGACUGACCUUGUACUUUAAGGAUGCGGAGCGCUCGUACGUGAUGCUCUUUAAUCAAGUGAAGGGCAUGACCGACCCGUAUCCACUCAUGGAGAAGUUAGCUGGGGAGAUGGAGAAGUUUGCGGUGAUCAUCAAGAGGGCCGAGAUGUGCGACGCGCUGGAGGAGGAGAUUCGUCUCCUGCAGGCGGAGCUGAAAGGCCUCAAGAACGAGGAAGCCACCAUUGGGCGGUUGCGCCGGCAACUCGACGAGGUGGAAAAGAACGCCAAGUUGCACGCAGAGCGAAGUGUAAGGGACGCGACGGCAGAGUAUCAGGCACUGCUCGCGCAGUCGCGGCAGCAAGGAUACGAGGCGCAGCAGGAGAUCCAGUCCCUCCGGGACGAGGUAUUCAAGAAGGACUUGUCGAUACAGAAUCUGCGUAAUCGCGUGGAGGAGUUGUGUACCUCUUUGGAGGGGGUAAAGGCACAACGUAGCCGCGAUGUGGCGGAUCUCGCGGUGGAGUUGGAGGCGGCGCACAACAAUCUCCUCCAGCGGGAGGCGGAAGUGCAGCGGCUUCUUGCGAAUGAAAGUCGUGACUGCUGGGUUCACGAGGAUGACACUUCGGAGGUUGGUUCUUCAGGUGCUGCUGCUGCUGCUGCUUCUCUACCGCCAGCGCCACCUCCUGUGGCUGUGUUGGAGUCACCACAGGUGAACGGUGGAUGCGUCGACCUCGCCACCAAUUCUAUUGAGAAUCACGACGAUGAGGUGCGCCACCGUCAGGCCAUGGAGGAGGCGGUGGCAGCGUGGGAGGAGCAGCGGCAGCGAUUUAUACAACGUGAAGAGGCACUGCAGAAUGAGCUGGCUGGACUGCGCAAGUCGCAUGAUGAGCACCUCGCAUCUAGCGACGCGCGGCUGCGUCAAAAGGAUGAGGAGCGACAUGGGGAGUCAGCAAAAGUGCAGGAACUGCAGCACCGACUACGAUCAUUGAAUGCCUUCGUGGACCAACUGAAGUCUGAGAAGGAGCGGCUCGCCCGAACAGUGCAAACACUUGAGGGGGAGCUGCACAGGAUUAGCAAAGCCGCUCCGAUUCACGAAAAUGUGGCGCCACAUGUGGAACGGGAGAAUCCGCUGCGAUGUGCAGCACAAGAGGGGGAUGAAUACGGCGUUGAGAAGCUGCUCUUGACUACUUCCGCAUGGAAGGGUGGGGCCAAGCCACUCAGCGAAAAGGAGAAGAUACCAUCAUUAUUAUUGUCACCACAACCAUCUCUGAGGGCGGAGAAGGAUCCUUUUCUCAUUGUGGAAGAUCAGCGCGAGAGGCUGCGUGAGGAAAUUCUCACCUUAAACGAAGCAUCAUCGGCGCAGAUCCAGCGCUUGAAAUUGGAGGUGGCGACUCUCACAAAGGAGAACAGCACCCUUCGCCAGCGGCUGGCGAGCUGCGCGGGUCGUGACAUCUGCCGUGGCGGUGGCGGUGGCGGUGGCGGUGGGUCGGUGCUUGGCAUUUCCAUGCUGGCAGAAGCAGCGAAGGAUGACGGUCUGCAAGCGAAGACGGCACCACGGCGGUUUGUUGAUACCACCGGCGGUGUGCUCUCGCGGCGCACGGCGUUGAAUGUGCUGAACUAUGGUGCCAGGGUCUGUUCCAUGCGCGUCUUUUCCGGGGCGCUGGGGGGGCGAUUGUUUGUGUUGUACAUGGGUGUGUUGCACAUAUACUUGAUUUGCUCUGUUCUUUUGUGA
Trypanosoma grayi is the source of this 1965-nucleotide messenger RNA. RefSeq lists its product as hypothetical. The transcript has a single exon. Lineage: Eukaryota; Euglenozoa; Kinetoplastea; Trypanosomatida; Trypanosomatidae. Bases 1 to 1965 code for a protein of 654 amino acids. The record is from RefSeq and is a predicted model, not a curated record.